Sinocyclocheilus grahami is the source of this 2421-nucleotide messenger RNA. RefSeq names its product AP-2 complex subunit beta-like. Lineage: Eukaryota; Metazoa; Chordata; Actinopteri; Cypriniformes; Cyprinidae. The coding region runs from base 1 to 2421 and encodes 806 amino acids. The record is from RefSeq and is a predicted model, not a curated record. Gene Ontology annotation, molecular function: clathrin binding. Gene Ontology annotation, biological process: vesicle-mediated transport; intracellular protein transport. Gene Ontology annotation, cellular component: membrane coat. The transcript has 16 exons.
AUGACAAGUGAAAUCUUUGAGCUGAAGGCCGAGCUGAACAAUGAGAAGAAGGAGAAGAGGAAAGAGGCAGUGAAGAAAGUCAUUGCAGCCAUGACAGUGGGCAAGGAUGUCAGUUCCUUGUUUCCAGAUGUGGUAAACUGCAUGCAGACCGAUAACCUGGAGCUGAAGAAACUGGUUUACCUGUACCUUAUGAACUAUGCCAAGAGUCAACCUGACAUGGCCAUCAUGGCCGUUAACAGCUUUGUCAAGGACUGUGAGGAUCCAAACCCUCUGAUCCGAGCUCUGGCUGUGCGUACAAUGGGCUGUAUUCGUGUGGACAAGAUCACUGAGUACUUGUGCGAGCCUCUGCGAAAGUGUCUGAAGGAUGAAGACCCCUAUGUGAGGAAGACCGCUGCAGUGUGCGUGGCCAAACUGCAUGACAUCAAUGCACAGAUGGUGGAGGACCAGGGCUUCCUGGAUUCUCUCAGGGACCUGAUCGCUGAUUCCAACCCCAUGGUUGUGGCUAAUGCAGUUGCUGCCCUGUCUGAGAUCAGCGAGUCUCACCCCAACAGCAACCUUCUGGACCUGAAUCCUCAGAACAUCAAUAAGCUCCUGACAGCCCUCAAUGAAUGCACUGAGUGGGGUCAGAUCUUUAUCCUGGACUGUCUCUCCAACUACAACCCCAAAGACGAGCGUGAAAUCUUUGAGCUGAAGGCCGAGCUGAACAAUGAGAAGAAGGAGAAGAGGAAAGAGGCAGUGAAGAAAGUCAUUGCAGCCAUGACAGUGGGCAAGGAUGUCAGUUCCUUGUUUCCAGAUGUGGUAAACUGCAUGCAGACCGAUAACCUGGAGCUGAAGAAACUGGUUUACCUGUACCUUAUGAACUAUGCCAAGAGUCAACCUGACAUGGCCAUCAUGGCCGUUAACAGCUUUGUCAAGGACUGUGAGGAUCCAAACCCUCUGAUCCGAGCUCUGGCUGUGCGUACAAUGGGCUGUAUUCGUGUGGACAAGAUCACUGAGUACUUGUGCGAGCCUCUGCGAAAGUGUCUGAAGGAUGAAGACCCCUAUGUGAGGAAGACCGCUGCAGUGUGCGUGGCCAAACUGCAUGACAUCAAUGCACAGAUGGUGGAGGACCAGGGCUUCCUGGAUUCUCUCAGGGACCUGAUCGCUGAUUCCAACCCCAUGGUUGUGGCUAAUGCAGUUGCUGCCCUGUCUGAGAUCAGCGAGUCUCACCCCAACAGCAACCUUCUGGACCUGAAUCCUCAGAACAUCAAUAAGCUCCUGACAGCCCUCAAUGAAUGCACUGAGUGGGGUCAGAUCUUUAUCCUGGACUGUCUCUCCAACUACAACCCCAAAGACGAGCGUGAGGCCCAGAGUAUCUGUGAGCGUGUGACCCCACGUCUCUCUCAUGCUAACUCGGCUGUGGUGCUGUCAGCAGUGAAGGUACUGAUGAAGUUUUUGGAGCUCCUGCCCAAAGACUCUGAUUACUACAACACUCUUCUGAAGAAGCUCUCUCCUCCCCUCGUCACGCUGUUGUCUGGGGAACCCGAGGUCCAAUAUGUGGCCUUGAGGAACAUCAACCUUAUUGUGCAGAAACGGCCUGAGAUUUUGAAGCAAGAGAUCAAAGUGUUCUUUGUCAAGUACAAUGACCCCAUCUAUGUCAAACUGGAGAAACUGGAUAUCAUGAUCCGCCUGGCCUCUCAUGCCAACAUCGCCCAGGUAUUGGCUGAACUGAAAGAGUAUGCCACUGAAGUGGAUGUAGACUUUGUUCGGAAAGCCGUUCGAGCCAUCGGCCGUUGUGCUAUCAAAGUGGAGCAAUCUGCUGAGCGCUGUGUUAGCACUCUGCUGGACCUCAUCCAGACUAAGGUCAAUUACGUCGUGCAAGAGGCCAUUGUGGUCAUCAGGGACAUCUUCCGCAAAUACCCCAACAAGUAUGAGAGCAUAAUUGCCACUCUGUGUGAAAACCUGGACUCUUUGGAUGAGCCAGACGCUCGAGCUGCCAUGAUUUGGAUUGUGGGUGAAUAUGCUGAGCGUAUCGACAACGCUGAUGAGCUCCUGGAGAGUUUCCUUGAGGGCUUUCAUGAUGAAAGCACUCAGGUGCAGUUGACUCUGCUGACAGCCAUAGUGAAGCUGUUCCUCAAGAAGCCCUCAGAAACUCAGGAGCUGGUUCAGCAAGUGCUCAGUCUGGCCACUCAGGACUCCGAUAACCCUGACCUGCGUGAUCGUGGCUACAUCUACUGGCGUCUGCUGUCCACUGACCCUGUGACUGCUAAAGAGGUUGUGCUGUCUGAGAAGCCUUUGAUUUCAGAGGAAACAGACCUGAUCGAGCCCACCCUGUUGGACGAGCUCAUCUGCCACAUCGGCUCGCUGGCCUCUGUCUACCACAAACCCCCCAAUGCAUUUGUGGAAGGAAGCCAUGGCAUUCACCGCAAAGGGCUUUCAUGA